Messenger RNA from Sebastes umbrosus (honeycomb rockfish), 5726 nucleotides. It is a transcript of the gene atf6b, whose product is annotated as activating transcription factor 6 beta. The coding region runs from base 279 to 2465 and encodes 728 amino acids. Gene Ontology annotation, biological process: endoplasmic reticulum unfolded protein response; regulation of transcription by RNA polymerase II. The transcript has 17 exons. Gene Ontology annotation, cellular component: nucleus. Gene Ontology annotation, molecular function: DNA-binding transcription factor activity, RNA polymerase II-specific; RNA polymerase II cis-regulatory region sequence-specific DNA binding. Lineage: Eukaryota; Metazoa; Chordata; Actinopteri; Perciformes; Sebastidae. The record is from RefSeq and is a predicted model, not a curated record.
CACUAGUAAACGCGUUUCCUUGUCUGUCAUAUGUGAAGCUAAAAGGGAAGAAGCGAAAGAUCGUUUAUGGAGAUGCAAUCUGACUACAUAUAUCACUAUUAAAACGGAGGAAAUACCGCUUUAAUCUGAGCUCUAAAUGCUCUAAUAUCACCAUAACCCGGGUAGCUUAAUGCUAAAUCAGCCGCCAUCUUGUGGUCGUUUGUUUAGUUAGCCGUUAGCCGUUAGUAGCCGUUAGCCGUUGCUAUCUCUCUCCACAACACACUCCGCCUUUAGUGGCGAUGAGUACGGACUUACUGUCGGAUCUGGACAGUCGUUUCUUCGCUGAUAACCUCCUGACGAGCGAAGACUGGGAUGCCUGCCUGUACCAGUGUGAGAGCAUGGAGGAGGGAGAGGACGCAGACUUCAGCGUGGGGUUGAAAUACGAGCCAUCGUUUGACAAUGACCUUGUGCUCACCCUCGAUCCUGACAACCCCACGUCGCCAUGGCGACACCUUGACGACAACCUUCUCACAGGGGAAGCUCCUGUGAUAAAAAGUGAAAUGACCAUCACUAAGCCGCUACCAGUAGAAAUGUUGUUCCAGGUGAAAGCAGAGCCUCCCUCUCCUGCAUCCUCACUCGGGUCCGACUGCUCUUCAUUCUCACCUGACCCUCAGAUCACCGUUAAAGGGGAAAACCCUCCGACUCCUCCGUACAUGUACGGAGACGUGCUGUCUCCUCCGCUGGGCGCCAUGGAGGUCACCGUGGCAACAUCAGCCAUACCCCGACCACAGACGCAACUACAGACGCCGUUAACGACACAGAUCCCAGCGGUCAUCGGUGGAAUACAGACGCAGGCUGCAGUUCUGCCGGGUUCGGCCACAUUAAAGGCCAACACCAUCCUGAGCACCAAACCUCCCAUCCAGCCCAGACCAGUGUGUGUCACCACCCUCCCCGUCACCCACACCCCCGCACCGCCCAAGACCCUCAUCCUGCAGGGCCUCCCCUCCAUGGACCAGAACAGACCCGUCGUCUUGUCUCAGUCCGUCUGUCUCGGUUCGGCUCCGGCCAUCGUCAAAAUGGAGCCCGUCUCUCCCAGCAUCCCCCAGCACUGCUCCAGCCCCACGGCUCUGCCCACCAGCAAACCCAUCGUCCCGGCGACGACGGCGUUACCCGGCAAUAACUCCAACGACAUCGAUGUGAGUAGGCCGGAUGUUCCAACUCGCACCGAUCCUCAAAUCACAACCAGAAAUCUGCAAGUUGAUGGUUAUCAGAUGAAGGUGCUGAAGCGGCAGCAGAGGAUGAUAAAGAACCGGGAGUCGGCCUGCCAGUCGAGGAAGAAGAAGAAGGAGUACCUGCAGAACCUGGAGGGUCAGCUCAGGGAGGCCCAGCAGGAGAACGAACGCCUCCGCCGGGAGAACCAGGCGCUGAGGGAGAGACUGGCAGGGAAAGAGGGCAGCGACUCGGCGAGCAACAAGAGAGCCGUGUGUGUCAUGGCCGUCCUGCUGUUCAUGACCUUCAGCUUCGGACCCGUCAGCAUCACAGACAGGAAGCUGUCGGGCCUACAGGACGGCGUGAUGUCGUAUACGGGACGGCGGCUGCUGGAGAUCGAACAACAACAACAACAACAUCAGCAGGAAGCAGCUGCUCCGCCUCCGAGCAGAAUGGAAGACAAGACGGAGACGGAGGAGGAUGGAGUAGACGACGCUGCAGAGUCCUAUCAGUUCAGGAACCUGAGUGAUGUGUUCAGUGACAUGAAGGAUCUGGUUCUUCAGGACAUCGAUCGGUACUUCAGCUCCUCCGACUGCAGACAGUUCAACCGCUCAGAGUCUCUCAGGCUGGCAGACGAGCUGAGAGGUUGGGUCCAGCGACACCAGAUCGACAGGAAGAAGUCUGGAGGAAAACCAAAAAUCGCCAAGAAGGCCAAGAUCGCCCAGAAAGCUCAGCUGAGGAAGACGAACUUCUCCAGAUAUCUGCCGAUCCAGGCUCACCGCUCCAUAGAAAGUCAGCUGCAGGUGCUUCCUGGUCCUGAGGUCACCUACAGCGACUUCCUGGACGCCAUCGACCGCAGAGAGGACACUUUCUACGUCGUCUCUUUCAGACGGGAUCACCUGCUGUUACCGGCCAUCAGCCACAAUAAAACCAGCAGACCUAAGAUGUCUCUGGUGAUGCCGGCCAUGUCUGUGAACGAGAGCCUCUAUAACUCCUCUCAGGGCUACGAGAUGAUGAUGCAGGUCGAUUGUGAGGUCAUGGACACCCGCAUCGUCCCCAUCAAGUCCUCCGCCGUCCCACCGUCUCUCCGCGACCCGCCGCCGCCUCCCCCCUCCUCCUCCCACCACCAUCACCACGGCAACCACACCUCGCUGCGAGGGCGCCACCACCACCACCCCUCGUCCUCCUCUUCAUCUUCCUCACCGUCUCCGAGGCAACCAUUACCCGCCCGCCAACGGACAGCGGAGUAUUUAAUCAGCCAAUCAGAAGGAGUCUGAGGAGGUUUGAUGUUUGAGACGGACAUCUUUUAAAUCAUUAUCCCUCCGACAGGUAACAAACACACGUGUCUGCUUCCUGGAAACGUUUUCUAGAGAGCAGGAAGUCGAGGAAACCUCCAUGAAAACGCCUGCAGAAGGAUUUUAAUCGGUAAAUAAUACUGUUUAGAACUCGCCACUAAAACUCCUCGUUCACACCUUAAAUAAAAUGUCCUAAUAUAUAUAUAAGAAGAUAUUUCUAGAAGUCGGAGGCAGACCCGGCAGCACACCGCACUUAGAAAUAAUCCUGAGUUUUAAUAUUUAAUGUGAGAAGUGUACAGUUUGAAUGAAGCGUGGAGGACAGGAAGCUGUCGGGGGGUUUAUGUUGGUGCUGAAGAGACUUUACGUCUUCUUAAAGGACGGUUUGUUUCUGUUUUAGCUGCCUUAACAAACCGUCGCUGGUCGUGUUGUGACCGAGUCAGCUGACAGGUGGCGCCACAGAGCUGCACAGUAACGGCCGUUACACACCGGGGGCAUUGUUUCCGCAGGGCAAUAUAUUUGUUUUCAUAAAUACUUUAACACUGAACGGGAAUAUUACACAGCAAAGUGUAGUGUACUUUUUUUCGUAACGAGAUUGAUUUUUCUGAGCUACCCACCGUGAAUAAAGGCAUCAACCAAUCAAGUUGCGCGGAACGGGUUGAUUUGCGUCUUCCAAAAUUGAGCGUAAGUUUAGAGCGUUAUUUAACCUCCUUCAGGACAAGCUAACAUGACAUGGUUGGUACCGAUGGAUUCAUCAGGUUUUCUAGUUUCAUAUGAUACUAGUAUCUUCACUCUAGCUUUAAAACUGAACCCGCUAUAACCUUCAAACUUUGACAGCCCUAAUUUUAUUAUAUUUUUAAGAUGGUACCAGGAUCCUAAGUUCCUUAAUUCAAACGCCUUUUGUUUGUCGCUGCCUCUCCUUUUUUUUUUUUUUUUACCUCACUUCGCUAAACUGACGCUAACUCUGCCCGCCGUGCUCAUAUUAUGAAAAAUAAUUAAUAAUUAGGGAUCCUACAUAUUUAAAUUCAGUAGCAUUUUUACCUCACAAAAAAAUAAAAAAACAGCGGUUUAUAUUAUCAUUAUUGUUUUUAAUUAAUUUGUUUCUGCUAGAAACAUCUGGCAGGUCACUUUGGGCAGCCCUGCCCUAGACAUAUAAUAUUCGCAGGCGAGUAUUUCGCAUUUUCGUGUCGUUUAUUCGUCACGCCCCCGAUGUGUAACGACCUUUAGACCUUAAAAAAGGAAAACUAAUUCAGGAUUUUUCUGCAUUUCAGCACCUCAUCUGUUGUAAUUAAUCUUUUGAUCAGCAAUAAACCAGUUUAUUAAAGUUGUAGAACUGUGCAGCUCCAGCAGGACAACUUCCUGUUUUCCUCGACGCACUACUGAUGGUCCGGCUCUGUGUUUGUCUGUGUUGUCUGCAUUUAUAUAUUUGUGUUGUUGUCAGAUGUUCACGUAGAAAUGGAAACGUGUCGUCUGGAUGCUCGAUAUCAGCGCCGACGGCUGCUGCAUGAAGCUGGAUCUUAACGUUAGCCUGAAGAAAAUAUAUAAUCUACUGCGUCUGGAGGACGAGAGGGAUAUAAUAGAGUCGAUAUAUUAUCAAUAUAAUAUAAUAUAUAAUAUAAUAAAUAUAAUAUAGAGGUUAAAAUAAAAAAAGACAGACUAAGAUCUUGCUUCAUGUGGCAUCCGUCAGAUUUAUUAUUCAUGUUUAUUAUUUUGUUUUUAUAGAAAAAAUCAUGUUCUUGUUUUGAAUGGGGAUUAUUUAAUAGUUGUAAAUAUCAGUGCUCCCUCUGUAGAUAUUGUGUUUGUUUUUGUCACCUUUUUAUAUUUUUUUAUUUCUUUGUCUUUUGAUCUUUUGACACAAAAAGUAAAAUUUAAAAAAUAAUAAAGUUUGUGGAAUAAUGAGGCUCGGAGGGAAAAAAAAACAGACGCCAAUAUUUUUUAUUCUUGUGUUCAGUUCAGUGGACCAACCACCUUCUCACUCUGUGAACUCAGGAUAUUCUGUCCUCAUAAAACAAUAUAUUUAUGGAAAUAUAUACACAGAUUUUUGUUUUUAUUGUACAGAAUUAAGAAGUUUCAGCUCCUCCUGUAAUUACAGUAUAUGAUCAGUUUUGUUUAAAAAAAUAAAUAAAAAUAAAAUCAUCCCAGAAAAGAUCAUAACUGCAGAAACAAGACACAAUACUUUUAUUUUUACACGUAAAAUGGAGUUUUAAAAACGUCUCAAACCUUUAACACUUCCUGUUUUUCUUGUUUUCAUACAAAAACUUGUGUUUUUGUAUUCGUCUUUGUGUUUUAUCUCGUGUAUCAUCGAAUCUAAAAACUUUAAAGAGUCACUCCAACUAUUUCCUCAGUUUACUCGGCAUCAUGGGAAAUGUAGGAUCUUCUGCGGCUUCUCUGGAGUGAGCUUUGUCAAGAAGUAAACAAACAAAAGAGGCUAUUGAGUUGCAUCAUGGGAAAUGUAGGAUCCAGUGUUUUUACUUUAAACUCUGAAUAUCUCUGCGGCUCGUAUUUCUUCUGCUCUUAUUUUAUGAGUUGCUUUAAUUUCCUCAACUUGAUGGAAGAGUUUAAUUGGUGGAGUGGCCCUUUAAGUGUUCACCAGCUCAACACAGCAAAACGUAAAACUACAAAACAUCAAGUUUGACAAUCAAAGAAAUAAAAAACUAGAUGUUAACCAUUCACAUAUUUUCCAUUUAGCAAAAGAACUACCUGAAUAUUUUGUAUUUGCUGAUAAAAUGUGUGAAAAUCACGAAUCAACAAGAGAAAAGAAGAGUUGAUAUUUUUUUUUAUUCGCUUAUUUGUUCACCGUUUUUACAGGCGGUUAAGAAAUAGUACGGCACAUAAAAUUGUUGUUUUUACAUUUGGAUUUUUGUACAGAGUAAACAGAUGGGAUAUAACAUGCUGAUCAGUGAGCUUUAGAGGAGCUGGUUGGUGGAUGUUUGUUACCUUUGACCAGAGCCAGGCUAGCUGUUUCCCUCUGUUUCCAGUCUUUAUGCUAAGCUAAGCUAAGCUAAGCAGCAUAUUUAGCAGUUUGUACAGUUUGGAGUUUGGCAUCGAUCUGAACGUCUAACUCUCAAAAAGCGAAAAGGCGACAUUCCCAAAAUGUCAAACUAUUCCUUUACUAACGUAAACCGUCUUUAUUUUUGGCUCUGCUUUCUUUUUUUUAUUUUGUUUGUGAAGCUCUUUGUCGUCUGUCGUCUCCGGCCCGCUGCACUGCACGCUCCUCCUCCAUGUUCCUCCUCCACGCUCCUCCUC